CAGAAUAUCGUUGGCGAAACGUCAGCACUCCAGCAUCAACGUCAGCACAUGGUCAUCGCAAGCAUCUUCUUCCUAUACACUUCGCUAACCCUCUCGCCAAGCGCUAAACAUCAGCAUCGACAUCACCCAGCUCGCUUCAUGCUCCCACCUCAUCAUCACCACAUCAUCUUCCCGUCGUCAUACCGACCCAUCCCCUCAGAGUCCCGUCACGUCGUCACAGCCCAGCGCGCCGCACUCAAGGAUGCCUCUCGAGUCUCUAGCGCUCAACGAGAGAGGCCAGCGAUGACUCACGUGGCACGCCGGUGAGCGAGAGGGCUUCCGCUCACGCCACCUCCCCUUUCCCGCCGGCUCGAGGAGGAGGAGGAGGGACGAGCGAGGAGGAGGGACGAGGAGGGUCGUGACGAAAGGGGCAAGGGGGGCCUGACCCCCCCCCCCCGCCCCGGCACCGGCUACCCUCGCUCACAGAGGCCAAACGGCAGCGACGACGACGACGGAGGAAACGGUCAAACGGAGCUCCGUCGCGUUCUCCGAGGGGGAGUGCCGGGGGCGCCGCUCGGAUGGAUGUUAGCCGGCCGAGCGGCGAGGAGAAGAAGGUGGUGGAAGAGGGGAAGAGAAUGUCGCGGACGAGCGUGAGCCGCGGCGGGCCGAGCUCACGGGGUAGCGGCGCGCCCAGCUCCGGCGUGCUCAUGGUGGGGCCCAACUUCCGUGUGGGCAAGAAGAUCGGAUGCGGCAACUUUGGCGAGCUGCGGCUCGGAAAAAAUCUGUAUACAAAUGAAUACGUGGCAAUUAAGUUGGAACCCAUGAAGUCCAGAGCGCCUCAGCUGCACUUGGAGUAUAGAUUUUACAAGCAACUCGGCAAUGCAGAGGGUGUCCCCCAAGUGUACUACUUUGGGCCGUGCGGCAAAUACAACGCCAUGGUGCUGGAGCUGCUGGGGCCCAGCCUGGAGGACCUGUUUGAUCUUUGCGACCGCACCUUCUCCCUCAAGACGGUGCUCAUGAUCGCCAUGCAGUUGAUCAGCCGCAUGGAGUACGUGCACUCGCGCAGCCUCAUCUACCGCGACGUGAAGCCAGAGAACUUCCUGGUGGGACGGCAGGGCACGAGCAAGCACCACAACAUCCACAUCAUCGACUUCGGCCUCGCCAAGGAGUACAUCGACCCCGAGACCAAAAAGCACAUCCCCUACCGCGAGCACAAGAGCCUCACGGGCACCGCGCGAUACAUGAGCAUCAACACGCACCUGGGCAAAGAGCAAAGCAGGCGAGAUGACCUGGAAGCACUUGGUCACAUGUUCAUGUACUUCCUGCGAGGCAGCUUGCCUUGGCAGGGUCUCAAGGCUGACACCCUGAAGGAGCGGUACCAGAAGAUUGGCGACACCAAGAGAGCCACUCCCAUCGAGGUCCUCUGCGAAAGCUUCCCCGAGGAGAUGGCCACGUACCUGCGGUACGUAAGGAGGCUCGACUUUUUCGAGAAGCCCGAUUACGAGUAUCUGCGCAAGCUGUUCAUGGACCUGUUUGAGCGCAAGGGCUACACGUUUGACUACAACUACGACUGGACCGGCAAAACGCUCCCCACGCCCAUCGCCUCCAUCCACGCGGACCCAUCGGCAGUGCCCCCGUCGAGCCGCCCGCAGCCCGUGCCCAAGACACAGCCCCCCGAGCACAAGGGAUCGCGAGAAUCCCAGCCUAGCCGACAGUCAAACACUUUGCACUUGGCUGCGCAGCUGGCAGCUGACAGGCACGGGGGUUCCACGCAGGUGGUGAGCUCCACGAACGGGGAGCUGAAUACAGACGACCCGACGGCGGGACAUUCCAACGCGCCCAUCACCGCACAGCCCGAGCCCGAGAUGGUGGACGAGACCAAGUGCUGUUGCUUCUUCAAGAGGCGAAAGAAGAAAUCGAUCCAGCGAGUCAAGUGAUUGCGGACAUCGGCCCCGCACCGUGGGACGUGCGUUUCACUUUCACCGCCGUCCGCCAGCCCAGGCCAUCUCAUCCCCCCCCCCCCCAAGUCCCGCUCGUGGGGGCCUACGGGGCCGUCUUCAAGAACCGGACUGGACUUUCCCGUUCUGGAACUUCCUCGCUCGUCGUUUUUGGAAGGAGGGGGGGGGGGGGUGGUGUUGUGUACGCGAUGCUCGGACGCACGAGUUUUCUCGCGACGCGGGAAAAAGAAAUUUAAGGCGUUGACCGACCCAGGGCAUAGGAAUAAACCUGCGGACCGCGCUCUUAGACGCCUUAGAAAAUCCUUCAAGACCAACCUGCCGAACGGGAGAAGGCGGCAAAGUGAAAAGGGGAAAAUGAAAAACUCCAAGUUGACUCGUUUAUUUUUCCCCCCGUGCGGAAAAAUUAAAAUGUGUGGGUUGAUGUUAACUUGUGCUGAAGAGCGAUCGUCGCUGCUCCUCCUCCUCGGAAGACGGACGCGGAGAGACUGAAAUAAUUUUAAGAUGGCGAAAAAAAAAGGCGUUGUUUGGUCCCACGUUCAGGGUUCGGCCAAACCCUGCCGACUUGGGACCGCAGCUUGUGACCUCCUUCCAUAGGACCUUAGACCAUCGCUAUCGUGUGAGCAACCCGAAACUUGACGCGAGAUCCACGGUUGCGUCGUUUGAGCUCAUUUCUAGCGUUCUGCAUUACUUUUGUUUGUGAUCUUUGCUUUGCCGUACCAUCCACCACUCCUCACCCCCACUGACCCAGCCCCUACCCCCCCCCCCCCAUCUCCCAUCACCCCUUUGUUAAUUUUAAUAUUUUUCAAAUGUGUUAUAGUUGUUGGCUGUGCCGUUCUGUUGUCCUGAAAUUGUUUCUGAACCGAAGACGAAAAGUACAGGCUGCAGAAAGCACCAGAGUAAAUUACGAUGUUGGCGGAGGACACCACGAACUUGUCGCAGUUUUAUUUAAACCUUUUGUUGUGUAAAGAAGGGUAUAACGUGCCCCCUCCUCCCUCCGGCUCGGGUUAUAGUGGAACACGCAAUCACACCCGGCGAUGUUUGUAAGCAACUGUUUUUUUUUUCUUUCGAUGUGCCUGGCAGCACUGUGUCGUCCUGGCAUGCAUGUGAAGCGGUGCAGAAAACCCAGCGUCAUCUUCACGCCGCCUGUUUUUCUUGAGACUUUUUUUUAUUUCACGCCGCGUAAAAUAUUCAAAGAGUCGGGCAGACCUUGCUCCAACCACCAGCUUCAGACUCGGGUGGUGGGGAGUCCCUCCCGGUACCCCCCCCCCCGGUCCCCCCCCCCCGGUUCCCCCCCCCCCCCCAGAGAUACGCACAGUCGUCGCCGUGCAACCUCGGGCUCGGUUUACGGCCGGUUCUAGAGCCAACUUCUUGUUGCCCCCCUCCCAGUCUACUGCUGGUCUUAAAUUGCUGAUUCUUUAUACGUUGGGGUCACCAGCACACUCAGGCUUGGUGGUACAAACGAACUCGAUCCCGUGCCGAGCACUCGGGCAACUUUAUUAGUUGAACUCUUGGUGCCGGCCUCGGGCUCCGGCUUUCCCACGUGACCCCUCAACCACUGUUUCCUUGAGGGGGAAGGGGGGCAGAGCCCCCCCCCCCCCACAGAAUUGUAAAAGUUUCCGAGUGCCCGGCGCAGGUUGGAACGAGUUCAUUUGCACCAAGUUGGAGUGGUGUUGGUGACCGCCGUAUGAGAACCGGGUUUUAACGCGAGUACUAAAACCCAGUUGUUGCACUAUGUUAGCAGUAGAGGCGUUGCAGGAGGAUACUUUACUGUGGGCUGUCAUUCACAUUGCAUUAAUAAAGUUGAAUUUUUUUAAAAAGAGAAAUGCAAAAAUGUCUAAGUUGAACACUUUAGAAUGGUUGUAUUCAGUAAUUGCAGUACAUCUGGCACGUCCGUUACAUGUGUUAAAGGGGCGUGGCAUUUAGAAGUUGCUUAACCAGUUAAUUUUAACAACCCUAGUUUCUGGAUAGUGAAGUUUUGUGCUGUGCAUUUUGUGUCCGUAAUAUUUUUUUUAGUUUGUAAUUUUAAUAACAUUUUGACCAAAUACGUCGUGUAGAUAAAAAUGGGCAAAUUGUCCCCGGCUGAAAUGUCUUUGCUCACGGUGUAAAAAAAAGGCUAAAUUGACAUGAGAAUUAUGAUGUUCGGGUCGCAUGAACGAGAAGUAACAUUUUGAAAAAGCAGGAAUAAAAUAACAAUUUAAACUGGCUGAACAAAAGGUACGUUACCAAGUUUAUCUUUGAUAAGUCCACGAUACAAGAAACACGUUGAAUUUAUUUAAACAUAACAUUCUUCACACAUCUUCCUUUACAAAAAGUGGCUGGCAACUUCAAGACAAUGGGGGAAAGAAAACAAUGGGAUGGAAACGUCUCUGUGGGUCUCCACGCAGGGCAGCUUGGCGGCUGUUUGUGUUUGGUGGUGUGGGAGAGACUCAUUGACAUGGGAAGGGAGUUGGGGGGGGGGUGUAAGUGACUGCUGUUGAAUCCCUGUAUACAACGAACAUCGUAUGGAACUUGACUGCAUGUUUAAGUUACAUAUGCUUAUUGGCGGAUCAUUGUGUGUGUCGGUUGUGACGUACAAAGACAAAACCAAGGCUUUUCAACAUCACUGUAGUUUUAAAAAUGUAAAUGAUUUAUUUUGGGUUUUCUUUCUUUCUCCUAUUUUGGUUGGUAAAUAGUCAGAGCACUCGGCCAUCAAGCAAAUCAGGGGGUGCGACAUAUUUCUGAUUGUAGCCAAGAGACGGUAAGUUUGUUUUCUUGGUUUUAUAAUCGUUUGGAAACGUGUGUAUAUUGCGCUGCUAUACUAAGAUGUUGCAUUAUACUGUAGAACUGUUCCAUUACAUUAAAAUCAAUUAAAAAAAGAUGUUUACAAUAAAACUA
This is a messenger RNA of Lethenteron reissneri (Far Eastern brook lamprey), 4811 nucleotides long. RefSeq names its product casein kinase I-like. The record is from RefSeq and is a predicted model, not a curated record. Lineage: Eukaryota; Metazoa; Chordata; Hyperoartia; Petromyzontiformes; Petromyzontidae. Gene Ontology annotation, biological process: protein phosphorylation. Gene Ontology annotation, molecular function: protein serine/threonine kinase activity; ATP binding.